Molecule: messenger RNA, 3357 nt
Organism: Amblyraja radiata (thorny skate)
Lineage: Eukaryota; Metazoa; Chordata; Chondrichthyes; Rajiformes; Rajidae
Gene: hrob
Product: homologous recombination factor with OB-fold
Exons: 10
Coding region: 124-2289 (721 amino acids)
Biological process (GO): recombinational repair
Source: RefSeq, a predicted model, not a curated record
GGGAACGUCACGGCGGCAACUUUCAACGACAAGACGGCGGAGCGGCCGCGGGCCGGGCCUGGGCCUGGCUCAGGAAUCAUUGCCGCUGGCUCACCUCCGCGCUUCUUGGAGAGCGACAGGACAAUGGCUUGUAGUAUCCAGAAGUUGUUUUCUGUUGGAGAAGAGUUUGACGAUGAUGACGAUGAUGAUUUGUUAUCAGCAGCAUUGGAUGCUGAAAGCACCGCCAUCAGCACAUCUGGAACUAUGCCUAGUGUUGGGUUAAGGCCCAUUACUGCAGCCCUUCGAACACCAACUAAUUCAUGUUAUGAACCUGAAAACCUGUUAUGCAGCACUGAAGCUCAGAGGUAUUCUCAAUCUGAACCCGAUUCUGUCUCCAUUAAUAUAACCAGCGAUGAAAAUCAUACACCGAAAACAUUAACAGCAUCCUUUGGCGUCUCUUUGAAAUCACCACCGUGGCUAAAGAUGCAGAAUUCAGCCCCUACUUUCAAUUUUUGUAGAAACGCCUUGCAAAAUACCUCCUUAAAAUUAAUCACGGACGUAGGAAAAGAAGAUGAUGACUUGUUCUGGCCUGGUUCUGAAAAGUUGAGUGAAGCUGGGAAUAUACAUAUUUCCAAAUUGGCCAAGACCAGGACAUCAACCUCUUAUGAAACACGUCCUUCAACUCCUGAAGAUGAGUCUUCAAUAUAUUCAGGAAGUGAUCAUGCUUUACCACCAGCCAAAAUUCCACGGUUGCCAGGAGGGCUUUCAGAAGCUGAUAAUGGCAGGAGUAGAAUUUCCAAAAAUGGUCAAGAAAAGUUUGUAAUGAAUAAUUUUGAGGAUGUAAGCGAAACGUACAAGUGCCUUAAUCGUCCAUCCUCUAGAUUCAACCAGUUUCCAAUUAGUUUAACCAAUGUCAUGACUGAUGUUGUUGCAAUGAAAGGUACCAACUCUUUCUCUGGUCAGAUAAGUGAUAAUCAUUGUUACACAGGUGAACAACCUAGAUCCGAUUCCAAAUUAUGUAGUCCUAUUCCAUUGAGCAUAAUCACAACAAAACAAUUAUCAACACCAAUACCACAAAAUCGUUUCGGAAAACAUGUAACAGGUAAUACCAUUAGUCCAGGUAAAAUUGUCGCCCCAAGUUUGAAGAAGUUUGCAGAACAUCAGAAAAUGAGCUCUACUGCCUUGAGAAACUGUCCAAAUUCAACACUGUUGAGCCCAAGGACUCCUCUCAAUAAUACUUUAACCUCCGUACUUUCAAAUGGAUGCCUCAGAAGACCAAUUACAUCCACAAGUGAAUCUCGAGCACUGUUGUGCACUAUAGACAGACCUUCAGUUACUGUGGGAGCUCAGUACUCACCAGCAGCAAAUUCAAGUUGUGUGGGAACUCCAGUAACCAAUCACCUAAUACAGUUGGUAUCGGCUGCUAAUCGGACACCAGAAAUACAAAAGGCGGACAGACCCCGGGCAAAAAGACGUUUUCCUGGACCUGCUGGCAUCCUUCCACAACAGCAUCAUGGUAAAAACCUGGAUGAAGUCAUGAUUUCUGCCCCACCCACACCAACGCAUGGAGCAAUUCCAAAACUACACCCUGAGGAAGAUCUGAGUUCUCAACAAUCUGUUGAAGAUGACUUUGGGAGAGGCCCAUGGGCUACCAUGAAGGAAGAUUUGAGGUUGGAUGAAGGAGACAUUCGCUGCUUCCUUCGAAAUUAUAGUAUUGUCAUGGUUCUUCGAAAGGCGGCCUUAAAACAGCUCCCUAAAGGCAAGGUUCCCCACAUGGCUGUGCUUGUGAAGUCACUGACUCGAACGAACACAGAUGCCAGCGCUGUUUUUAAAGAUCCAUCAGGUGAGAUGCAAGGUACCAUUCACAGACAACUUCUGGUUGAGGAUCCGAAUGAUUUAAAAGUUGGAACGGUUCUCCUCCUGAAGCAGGUUGGUGUAUUUUCUCCAUCACUUCGAAAUCAUUAUUUGAAUAUAACACCAAGUAAUGUGAUUAAAAUAUAUCCGCAAGGUGCCACGGAAUACAUUCAUAGUCAACUGGCCCAGAGCUCCCAGAACUCCAUUGGACUUCUACAGAUAUCUACCGUUGACUUGCUAGAAUCAAGAUGUGGCAAUUCUUUAACGACAGAAAAAAUCCCCUGCACAGCCUCUACAUCUUUGGACUGUCAGACACCUACCAGGACAAGAAUGGGAAUCAUAGAAGCAUCUGGAUGUGAAAGCACAGCAUCACAGGGACAAUGUCAAGAAGAAUGGGAAACAGAUGAUUUUGAUUGCUUGAUGGCUGAAUUGCCAGAGGAAUUCUUCUCCCUAUAGAACAUCCUGUGUAGUAUAGGAUUUCAUCUUGGGAAGCUGCUUAUUUAUUUAUUUUGCCUCUGCUCAAGCUGAUAAUUGUGUUUAAAAUAUUCAUUGGAUUUUGGAUUAACAUGAGAUCAUCCAGUAUUGCUUCAAAUAAGACUUGAAAUUAUGGUCAUUAAGGAGACGUUCUCUGUUAGAAUGUGAAUCAGCCUCUAAUGUGGGGCUCUUUUUGCACGGAUGUACCGAAGCAGCCUUUGUACCUUAUUUAAAUAAUUAUUUUUGUCCAUUUAAAAUUAACUGGAAUGCUAAUUUGUAAUCGUUCAAAUUUGGAUGUUUUGUUAAACCUUGCUGUACAUCAAUAUUGCUGAUAUUUGAAGAUUAUUAAAAUAUGGUUUUGUGUUGAUGUUACAUUGUCAGAAGAACAGUCUCUCUUUAGAAGCCUGUAUCAGACAAAAGCUCUGUAUCACAGAAGAUGAAAACUAAUUGAUCCCAUGGCAAGUUGUGCUGUUAAGUACCUCUCCCUGCUGUCUCCUACUUCCAUAAUUUUCAAUGUCCAAAAGGAACUUUAUAAUGAGCUUGUGAGCCAUUUUGUUUUCAUUGAGCCAUUUGCUUUUGGUGGACUGAAACUUUUCUAAUUGAAGUGUUCUUUGCAGAGUUCCGUUGAGGGCCAUUCUCAGCCCUCUUACUGGUGCUUGGGUUACUCUAUACGUAUUAGAUCAUCACAGGCGUGUAAUCAGGCCGAGUCCUCUGAACUUCGAUUUGCAUUGGUUUCCCACAGCAACUUGUGAUAUUCAUAGUUCUAUUUGUUUCCAGAUUGUGAAAUCACUUUGGGGAUUUGUGUUCAGUGGUGUUGCACAAGUACAAAAGUAUUUGUAAUGCUUUACAAAUCAACAUUAAAGGCAACAGCACUGGCUAGUGGUUAUAAUGUGCAUCGUUCCAGCUUCCAGCUUUUUUAACUUUCAACCCAGCACCAGCCUUAUCGUUGUAUGUCAAACAUACCCAGGCAGUUCUAUAACUUCAACUUGUAAAUUUAACACUUCAGAAUAUGUAAGUUCAAAUAAACUCUGCAGUUUAUGAGUGCAAAAA